AUGCUAAGCUACGUAAUCGUUGAGACAACGAUAGCUACGAUAUAUUUUGAUACUGUGUCGCAGUGUGAAGUUAUUAUAGAGCAUGGGAUUCAAGCCCCAUACCCCAGAUUGUACUGUGGCGCGGUUGAGUCGUGGCUGUCCACAGCGAUGGACGGCUACUUGAACAUCAUUUUCACCUGGCUCUCGUCGCUUCUCAAUAAGUUUUAUUUGACGAAGGCCCGUCGCAAAGAGCGCGAAGGCGAAGGCGGAGGCGAUCCGAAGCUGUACCUGCAAGAAGCGCUGCUCGAACGGAAACUGCCCGAGCUCGAUAUGCGCCAACUCGUCGACCUUCCUCACGGUCUUGACUACAACGAGUGGCUGGCAUCGCACACACUGGCGCUAUUCGAGCACGUCAACCUCCUGUACGGUACGGUGUCCGAGUUCUGUACGGCUGCGCGCUGCGGCGACAUGACAGGACCCGGGGGGCGCACCUACGCCUGGUACGACGAGCGCGGGAAGAAGUCGCGGGUCGCCGCCCCGCAGUACGUGGACUACGUCAUGACGUUUACGCAGAAGACGAUUAACGACGAGACCGUGUUUCCUACCAAAUAUGCGAAUGAGUUUCCCGCGUCGUUCGAGGCGGUGGUGCGGCGCGUGAUACGGCUGCUGUUCCGCGUUGUGGCGCACCUCUAUGCGGCGCACUUCCGCGAGCUGGCCCUGCUGCGUCUGCACGCGCAUCUCCACCUUACCUUUGCGCACCUCACGGCGCUCGACCGCCGCUUCGCGCUGCUCGACCAAAAAGAGACUGAGGUCCUCCGUGACUUGGAGGUGGCUCUGCGGCUGACGGAGCCCGCGGGCACCGCGCGGGGUAGCGCAGCACCAGGCGCCGGGGGCGAGAGCGGCGAGGACAGCUCGCCGCGCCGCCGCUCCCCCGUCGUGACGCAGCCGCUCGCCUCCGCGUGA
Molecule: messenger RNA, 942 nt
Organism: Leptosia nina
Lineage: Eukaryota; Metazoa; Arthropoda; Insecta; Lepidoptera; Pieridae
Source: the annotation of a GenBank genome assembly